AUGACUGCCGUCACAUCCGCCUCAAUGAUCAACGACCACGAAUCAGAAGGUUCUAGAACAGACCACAGUCCCUCUCGAUUUACAGCCGUGAAUGGGAAGGACUCCGUGAUAUCUGCGACAUCGACGUCUGUUCCCGCUGUCCCUGGUGCGGCAACGGAAGACUCACGAGAAUCCUCUGAGCAUUGUGGAAAGAGCGGUCACGAUGAUACAAUACAUCGGCACGAGGAACGAAUGCGGGAGGGCGGAAGCAUCAAGAACGACCAAGAAGAUCGACGGUCACAACGAUCGUCCUCACAUGGUGCAGUGUCGGUUACAGGCAAAAGCAAACGAAAGAGGUCAGGAUCUGGUGAGCAUGUAGACGAAGCUCAUUCCACUCCCAGAGCUCCGAAAAGCCCAGCCUCUUACCUGGACGACACCACAAAUCCAAAUGCGCGCCCAUGUACAUCCAACGGAAGCACGACGUCCCAGGCUGACCAGGACUUUAAGAACACGUCCCCCUUAAUGCAUGCAAGGCCAGAGGGGAGCGAUGACUCACGAACCUCAGCAAAUACUACUUGGCAUGAGUAUGAUGCCCAGUUGGUCAGCCAAGCACAACGUGCGCAACAGAUCGAUGCAUCAGAUGCUCAAUUAGCAGAGGCACUCCAACGUGAGGCUCAGGGGCAUGAUGUAACUCAGAAGAGCUGGACUACGGUUAGUCGUUCACUGGAGGGUACCACACAGAAUGAGCAGUCUUCAUCAGCGUUGGCUGGGUUUGCUCAGGAGCGGCCGCAACCUGCUGUACAAGUUGCGCCAAAGAGAAAACGCGUUUUCAGCAACAGGACCAAAACUGGGUGUAUGACAUGCCGAAGAAGAAAGAAAAAAUGUGACGAACAACACCCUGCAUGUAAUAAUUGCAUCAGAGGUGGUUUUCUCUGCGAGGGCUACUCCUCACGGAGUACAUGGCAGAAGCCGUCAAGUGGCAAAACACCAGUUCCUUUACAAUCAAAGGAUGGCUAUACGGACGUUGGCAGUCAAUACGUACAUGAAAUUAGCCAACAACAUGAUCGACAACAAAGUUUGACUGAACAACUCGAGGCAGGGAAGAUGCGGUCAAUUAUUGUAGACGAUAGCGACCGUACCACCACACAGUUCAACAACUCAAGCCCAACAGGCGUUGGUUCCAGCCGUGGGUCAUGGUCCAAACGGUCCUGGCCGAAUACAGGCCACACUGCUUAUAUCACUGACCAUAUUACAAAGUCUGAUUACCGAGAUGUACCAUCUAUCCAUGAGCUACCCCGCGAGGGUCACCCGAAGACAGAUUAUCAAAUUGUGCCACCGAUUCGGGAGCUGUCACAUGGUACCGCCCAUGGGAAACCAGGGGUCUCGCUUUUCCAAGGUGGAAUUGACCAGCGGCCAGCUCUUGCUACCAAUGUGGACACUAGCAGUCCACAGGCCCAAGCGCGAAUGGCCCUGAGCAUUGAACAUCAGUUGUCUGCGCGCACGGUUCCCGGUGAAGAGACAGAAAAGGAUAAAAUGAUACGCGGUGAACUUUAUCGGCCCUUCGAUAUUCAUCUUGUGGAAGAGAGAGAGCGCUGUAAAGCCGCGUUGUGGCGGUUCAACAAUGCCUGCAAUCCCGUUUCUGGUCUGAGCAAUAAAGAACAAAACCGCCUUCUGAAAGAAAUAUUAGUACCACCUGCUUCAGCAGUGGGCUCACCCUCAGGUGUCACCUCCCUCGGCCGACGGGUUCCAUCGGGCAAGGCGCGGUUGUUGAAGCGCCCUUCCAGUGCCACUACGGAUAUAACGUUCAUAUUGGCGAGGACGUGA
This is a messenger RNA of Aspergillus nomiae NRRL 13137, 1803 nucleotides long. RefSeq names its product acetyltransferase. The coding region runs from base 1 to 1803 and encodes 600 amino acids. Gene Ontology annotation, molecular function: DNA-binding transcription factor activity, RNA polymerase II-specific; zinc ion binding; acetyltransferase activity. The record is from RefSeq and is a predicted model, not a curated record. Gene Ontology annotation, biological process: regulation of DNA-templated transcription. The transcript is spliced from 2 exons. NCBI's taxonomy places the organism in Eukaryota, Fungi, Ascomycota, Eurotiomycetes, Eurotiales, Aspergillaceae.